CCGGCCACUUCCUCGCACCGAUGUUCCCGCCAUGGCUUCCAGCCAUGGCUUUCCGUGCCUUGCAGCCUUUGGCGUGGCUUCGAGUCCGUGUCCGUGCAGCGAGUCCAAAGGUUUGGCUGGCGACGGUCCCCAUCCUGCUGAGCCUUCUGUGGGCUUACCUCCGCCGGGCCGCGCGGAGGCAUCUCCUGGCCUCGUCGCUGUGCCUCACCGCGCCGCUGCGUGCGGCCGGGGUGAAAUACGCGACACCGCUGAAGCCGCUGCGGGGCUGGGAUGGCUGGCAGGCCUCCUGCCCCUGCUGCAAACGCCCUUUGGAGAUCGAGUUGCUCUCGACGCCCCCACAGCGCCCGGCAGUGGCUCCAGAGGCGACUGGCAGGUACGCCUUUCUGAUCUGCCUCUGGGGUGCUUCAGCGGAGUACAUGGUGGGCGCCAUGGUCCUGGGUGCCUCGAUCCGGAAGACCGGCUCUAAGCACCACCGCGUGUGCUUGUACACAGACGACGUGCCUCAGGAACACAUCCGGGAGCUGUCCAAGUUGUGGCGGUGUAAGUUGAUUACCCACGUGGAUGCGGUGAUGGAUCAGCUGAGCUUUCCUGACAAGGAGGAACGCUUUGCCAAGGUCUUCACCAAGCUCCGGGGAUUGGGCCUGACGGAGUAUGAGAAAGUCUUGAUGAUGGAUAUCGAUUUGCUGGUCCGUUCCAACAUUGACGACCUGUUCGAGCUGCCGGCGCCCGCGGCGCUACGCAGAGGAAUGAACGAGUGGGGCUUGGCGCAGCAUGGGAAGCCCAUUGAUGGGCGUUCGUUCCUGCUGGGCGAGGACAAGAGCAUGCCACGUUGGUCCUGGGGCCAAGGCACUGGUAUCAAUGCUGGGGUGAUGCUUUGGCAGCCCAACCAGGAUGUCCUGGAUCAAAUGCUUGCAGAGCUUAGUGAACCCAAUCACCCGGAACAUGUGAAGGGCAACGGGCCGGAGCAAGAUUACUUGAGCCGCUAUUGGGCUGAUGCACCCUGGACAUACAUCGGCGCCCAGUACAACUUUCAGUUGCACCAGAUGUUCUUCGCUUUGCACCCCGACAGGGUGCAAUACGCUGAAAGGGCCAACUUGUUGCAGAACCCCGAGAAUAUCAAGAUUGUGCACUACUCGGGGAAGCCAACAGCCAAGCCUUGGCAUCGGGUCUUGGAUGAGACCUGGAAAGAGUUCUGGCCCAGCCGGGCACGGGAUGAGGAGUAUGUGAAGCUUUUCGCCGAGGAAUUCAUGGGCUACUGGCUAUGGGUGAAACGCGACCCCAAGAUCUUCGAGUCACAUGCCAGUGGCUGGGACAUGGCUGGGAUCGAGCUCAACGAGGAUGGGGAAUACCAGCGCCGCACCGGUGAACAAGUGGAAUGGCUGCCGAUCCCUGAGAGCAUCUCGGGUGGCGCAAUGCAACUUGGAAGAGGCGGACCGGCUGCAAUCUCCAACUCUCGGGGUCCGAGCACGAGGCACGUUGAAUGGUUCGAUCUUUUUCAGUCCUUGGAGACGGAGUUUGGCUUCCAGCCCACCUUGCUCUCCACAUCGGGUCCACGUGUACGCGCGGGUCCCGUGGGUCGGGAGCUACGCCUGAAGAACACCAUGUGGAAGCGUCCGUUCAGGGCAGGCUGGUGGACAGAAGCCGAGAAGACGGAGAAAGGUGGUGAAGCAGCUGCAGGUGCUGGAAGCGAAGGCCUAGUGAAGCUGACGGUAAGUUGCAGCACUUCGUCUGAAGCAAACUUCGUGUCACUGCGGGACUCAACCAGCGUGUAUGAAGAGCAGGGCUUUGACGUCUCGGGGCUUUACAUCAAGCUUGAGGGACAGACGGCUGCCAGAACCUUCUCCUUGGACAACUUGUCUCCUGAUGGUCUUUUGCCUGUGCACCUCUGGGUGGAUAGCGUCCCCGUGGGCGCCAUCGUGCUGAUGGCCAUCGUCAGCGACGGAGAACGAGCGCUGGGCGACGUGCUGCAGGCCCUGGCGCCGCUGGGCGUGCCGCAAGCAGCCCCGCCUCCGAACACGCAGGCCUUAGCCUGUAUUUCGAUGGCCGGGACCGAAGGGCACGACGUGCCUUGUGCCAAUCAUGCCUCCCCUGACGUCGCCUACGCCUCCGUGCUGUUCGACCCCACCGGGUCUUGAAAGCACAGACGUGCUACGAGUGCGGGACGCAAGUCGUCCAUCCGGCCAUCCCAACGACAAGAGAUGGUGAUUGAUGGUGGGUCUCAUUAGUUUCCUGUGG
Durusdinium trenchii is the source of this 2235-nucleotide messenger RNA. The record is from the annotation of a GenBank genome assembly. NCBI's taxonomy places the organism in Eukaryota, Dinophyceae, Suessiales, Symbiodiniaceae.